AUGGCAUCUACUAGUGCAGAUCCACAGUCUUCGAUAGCACAAAAAACAUGGGUAAUGGCUAACAAUAUAGAAACUAUAUCAAGUGUUGACGAUAUUUAUCGUUACGAUAAAAAACAACAACAGGACAUUUUAGCUGCAAAACCAUGGGAAAAAGAUCCCCAUUUCUUCAAAGACAUCAAAAUAUCAGCGCUUGCGUUGCUGAAAAUGGUUAUGCACGCGCGAUCUGGAGGUACAUUAGAAGUUAUGGGGUUGUUGUUAGGUAAAGUUGAUGCAAACACAAUGAUUGUAAUGGACUCAUUUGCAUUGCCAGUAGAAGGAACUGAAACUAGAGUUAAUGCCCAGGCUCAAGCUUAUGAAUAUAUGACUGCUUACAUAGAAGCUGCAAAACAGGUUGGCAGACAUGAAAAUGCAAUUGGUUGGUAUCACAGUCAUCCUGGCUAUGGAUGUUGGCUCUCGGGCAUUGAUGUCUCCACACAGAUGCUUAACCAGAACUUCCAGGAACCAUUUGUUGCUAUUGUUAUUGAUCCUGUCAGAACUAUUUCAGCAGGAAAAGUGUGCUUGGGUGCUUUUAGAACAUAUCCUAAGGGUUACAAACCAGCUAACGAGGAGCCAUCAGAAUAUCAAACAAUCCCGCUCAAUAAAAUAGAAGACUUUGGAGUACAUUGCAAACAAUAUUAUUCUCUUGAAGUGUCAUACUUCAAGUCUUCAUUAGACAGAAGGUUGUUAGAUUCUCUCUGGAAUAAAUACUGGGUGAAUACGCUGAGUAGCUCCAGUUUGAUCACCAACGCAGAUUAUACUACCGGACAGAUAUUUGAUCUAUCUGAUAAAUUGGAGCAGAGUGAAGUUUGUUUAGGUCGAGGAGGUUACAUGGUCGUAGGAAGUGACCCGAAUGAGAAACGCACCGAAGAUAAACUUGGCAAGGCCACUAAAGAUGCAUGCAAGACCACAAUAGAAGUGAUUCACGGACUCAUGGCCCAAAUGAUUAAGGAUCGCUUGUUCAACAGUGUCAGUGGACGUCCCGCACCUCCCACACCUAUGAUCGAG
Molecule: messenger RNA, 1044 nt
Organism: Brenthis ino (lesser marbled fritillary)
Lineage: Eukaryota; Metazoa; Arthropoda; Insecta; Lepidoptera; Nymphalidae
Source: the annotation of a GenBank genome assembly